Molecule: messenger RNA, 984 nt
Organism: Linnemannia hyalina
Lineage: Eukaryota; Fungi; Mortierellomycota; Mortierellomycetes; Mortierellales; Mortierellaceae
Source: the annotation of a GenBank genome assembly
AUGGCAAUUUUCAGUGCCCCCGUGUUCUUUAUUAUUUUCCGCGAGACGACGGAGGCUGCCAUCAUCGUCUCGGUUCUCCUCACUUUCGUAAAGCAGGUCAUUGUUGAUGACGCUGCUCUCCUUCGCCGCCUCAAGUGGCACAUCUGGAUUGGUGUGCUUGUUGGUCUCAUCAUCUCGCUCAUUAUCGGUGGAACAUUCAUUGCUCUCUGGAACUCCUUGGCCAAGAACGUCUUCCAGAGCAGUGAAGAGAUUUGGGAGGGUACCUUCGCUUUGAUUGCCUGUUUUAUGAUUACCGCUAUGUCCUUGGCCAUGUUGAAGUCCCAGGAGUUGCAGGAGAAGUGGCGCGGAAAGUUGGGCCAGGCCAUGCAGCAUGCCGAGGAGAAGCGCAGCAUGUCCACGCUUACCGGCAAGUACGCCCUUUUUAUCCUGCCCAUGAUCACCGUUCUCCGUGAGGGUUUGGAAGCCAUGAUUUUCGUUGGUGGUGUUACUUUCGAUGCUGAAGGAAAGGCUAUUCCUCUUGCUGUCGUUGUUGGUUUGCUUGCUGGUGCCUUGGUUGGUUUCAUUAUCUACCGUGGAGGAAGCCGUCUCGCUCUUCACCGUUUCUUCGUUGCUUCUACCUGCUUCCUUUUGUUGAUCGCCGCCGGUCUCUUCGCUAAGGCCAUCAACGCCUACGAGAUGGAUAAGUGGGGCAAGAUUGUUGGAGGUGAUGCCGAUGAUGCCGGCACAUACGAUCCCCGCGGCAACGUCUGGGCCCUCAACUACGGUGACCCCAACCAGCCCGAGAACGGUGGUUGGGCCUUCUUCAACUCCAUCCUCGGCUGGAUGCACGUUGCUUCCGUCGGAACCAUCACCGGUUACUGCGUCUACUGGCUCGUUGUCAUCCUCUCCAUCGUCUUCAUGAAGAUCAGGGGUAACCGCGCUCGUGCAGCCGCCGCCCAGAACACCUACGCCAACGAGAAGGUCGUCGAGAAGACCGAGAUCUAA